This is a messenger RNA of Punica granatum (pomegranate), 679 nucleotides long. The record is from RefSeq and is a predicted model, not a curated record. Lineage: Eukaryota; Viridiplantae; Streptophyta; Magnoliopsida; Myrtales; Lythraceae.
GAAGUGGACAGGGUGAUAAGUUAUCUUCAUGCGUCACACCCGUCCUUUACUCCUCCAUUAAUAAGUAGACUCCUCCUCCCAUCUCCAUAGUUCUUCCAUCAAAGAUGGCCUACUACUACAACCAGAGAAGAUCACCCACGGCCGCCGCGAUCUCCGACGGCUUCACCCUCAGCCCGCUCCCGUGGCCCGUCCUCGUGAUCCUGGCCGUGGCCUUCGUGUUCCUCGGCACGUCGUGGUACUUCAGCUUAGAGUCCGCCGUGGAGACUGCCGAGGAGGAGAUGGGGUGGCUCCUGCUAGCCACCCCUGUCGUGCUCCUCCUCCUCGUCCAGUGGCUUUCCUCCAUCGAGAGCCCAGACAGCUUCCUGGGGUGGGACCGGCGCCGGAGGAGCCACCACUGGAUGCCGCCGUCAUCCGAGGGGGGCUCGCCGUGGGGGGUCGCCGCGCUGAUCGUGCUCCUCCUUGUUCUGGUGCAGUACCAGUCUUCCUUUCUCGAGAGCUGGUUUGUUUGACUAGCUAUAUAUUUCAUUAUGGUAUGUAAUAUCUGUGUACAUGUAUAUAUAUAUAUACACUUAAUAAAUACAACUUUCUUUUGGAGAUCAAAUAGUGCGAUUAUUUGGGCUUACCAUUACUCUUAUGAUUUUUCGAAAGACAGACAGUUAUAAGAUUGUGAUCUUAGACC